Talaromyces atroroseus is the source of this 1431-nucleotide messenger RNA. RefSeq lists its product as hypothetical. NCBI's taxonomy places the organism in Eukaryota, Fungi, Ascomycota, Eurotiomycetes, Eurotiales, Trichocomaceae. The coding region runs from base 1 to 1431 and encodes 476 amino acids. The record is from RefSeq and is a predicted model, not a curated record. The transcript has a single exon.
AUGGCUACCAACACAUCGUCGUCUACAUCUGUGUUCCCUACUUUUCGUCGAAAGUCAGUCAGUAAAGCGGCAGAUGCAGAAGCGAAACAGAAACGGGAAAUAGCUGUGCGGGAGGCAAAACAACAUGUCAGAGAUGUCGUUCGUGCAGACUGGGCUUUUGACGCCCCUUGCACACUUUGGUCAUCGUCACCGACAUCUUCCUCGCUUUUGUCAAAGACGGCAGCUUUAGCAACCGCAACAGCAACGGCAUCGGUUUCGAAUAUCCAAUCUGGCACGGAUGUGCGAGCCAACAUUGUGCAGUGGCGGAUGCGAGAACCGGGGAGCAGCUCCGAAUCUGAUUCAGAGUUGGAUACUCAUGUUCGUAAUGCUUCCGAGUGCGUCAGUGCAAAGGCGGAUCCGUACAGAUUCGAGGGUCCAGAUGCUAUCAAAUCUACCAUCCUGGAACGUGGUCGAAGACGCCGAGCAGAUCUGGAGCAGGAAAUGAAGUGGAACCCGGGACUACGGUUUUUUACGGAAAGACGGGACACAUGGACUGGAGCAAAAAUACGAAGGAGCGUAGUGCAGCGACGGCGACGACGAGCGUCUGCCAACCUUCAGUCCUCCUCAUUGUCACCAAAAGAAGGAGACGAGGUUACAACACCAUCUCUCAGCCGAAAUGCGGAGGGUAACAGUAACGUCGAUGUUAGAGCAAAUUUUAACUCGCUAGAAAAGUCUUCUUCGCCAGUACGGCUUUCGACCGAUUUGCUUGAAGAUCUGGCGCUAUCAGAAGAAAAGUCGAGAAAUACAACUACAACCACGGAAGAGAAGGAUGAUGCUCACUCUGACCGCUAUGAUUUGGAUGGAGAUGAUGCCGACAGUGACGAUAAUGAAAACUACGACUACGACUCUGAUGAUUCGAUGAUACCAGUGAUGGAGCCAUUUAUUGCUGAUUCCAACUAUGUAAGAUCAUCAAUAACACCGGCUAUAUAUGCGUCAUUGUACAGUAAGGUAAUAGUCCAAGGACUCACGCCUACAAUCCCCAUCAAUCUCUCUGAUAUUACAAGAACACUGGUGGCAGGAUGGAAAUCAGAUGGUCAAUGGCCACCCAAACCCACGGUUCCUCCACCAGGGUCAGACGUGCCGGUACGAAGGAAAGGCAAGGGUCAGUUCUCAUCAAAGAAUGACAAUGUUACGGUCGAUGGUGUUGUAAGUGGUGGGCUUCUUCCUCCUGCUGGUCGAAAGCCUAGUUUCAGUAAUCAGGCGACAAAUGCAGUCAAGAAGGUUUUGGCGUUGUCUUCUCAUUCUUUCCAUCUUCGUCGAUCGAGUCGUGAUUCCACGGAAGUCGCUUCUCCUACUUUACGGCGUACGUCAGCGGCAGAUGGUUCUGUAGCUGAUGCUCCGCUGGUGGAGGUGGAAACGAGGCAUCCUCAUGGGUUCAAAAAGCCUGCGUAG